Besnoitia besnoiti is the source of this 2193-nucleotide messenger RNA. RefSeq names its product SRR1 protein. The transcript has a single exon. The record is from RefSeq and is a predicted model, not a curated record. Gene Ontology annotation, cellular component: nucleus; cytoplasm. Bases 1 to 2193 code for a protein of 730 amino acids. Lineage: Eukaryota; Apicomplexa; Conoidasida; Eucoccidiorida; Sarcocystidae. Gene Ontology annotation, biological process: microtubule-based process.
AUGGCGCUGUUUGUCCCAAGAUCUCUUUCGGCGUCUGCAGAGAGCGACCCUUGGAUCUACGUCGACCGGCGCAGCAGGCGAAAGGCGCGCGUUUCUUCGGCUUGCUCGCAAGUGCCAGACGCGGUGGAGGCGGCCGCGAAGGCUGCAAGGAGCGGCAGGGCAUUCUCCGCGCCGAAGGAGUUUGCUCCCUCGUCUGUCACUAGCAGCAUCGAAGAGGAGCCCUGCGAGCAUGCAGCCGCCACCCACCUCCGACGCGGGGCGGGGAGAAGCGCGCGGCGGCAAGGGAGGGGAGACGCGGCCCUGAGCUGCGAAGCCGUGGAGCAGAAGAUUCACGCGAGCAUCCUGGCGUGCGCGGAGGAAGUUGAGAGAUCGGAGUUCUGGCAAUCCUGCGAGGCGACGCUGCUGGCGGCGAUGGACGAGCUCCGCGGCGCCUCCGUCCACCCCUGCGACGCGCAUAUGCCUCACCCGCUCGCUAGCCCGCUCUCUCCAACUCUCGAAGCUGAACACUCAUCGUCAUCCGCCCCCUCAGCCGCCCUCGCUGUCUCUUCUUCCGCAGUCUCUGAAGGCUUCUCGCCCUGUCGCGCCGCGGCAUGCUGCGACGCUCACGCGCCGAGCGACCGGCUGCGCGUGUCUGGUGGAUCUGAGACGAGCGGAAGCCACGCGGUGCCUGUCAAUCUCCCGGCGGGUUCUGCACCUUGCGAUUCUCAAGAGAGCGCGCGUCGCGCUCGCGGCCGUGGCGCAGAAGGCUCGUUGCCGCGGAGCGCGGGCGGCGCCCUACAGACUUCGGGCGCGGUACUGGAGCCCUGUCUCCGUCUGCGGUCCUGUGCACUGGUCUGUCUGGGCCUUGGGAGCCCCACGGAAUGCAGCGACACCGCGAGCUGUCGCUACCAGCUCGGGCUGGCGCUGCUGCUUCAGCGGCGCUUCGGCAUCUCGCCUUCCCGCUGCUUUGUCGCGGACCCCGCCAUGUGCGAGGUCGACUUCGCGAUUCUGCAGAGACUCGGAUUCUCACCGCAGGCCUCCACGGACGGCUCCACGCUCCCUGCCGCCCUUCGUCCUGCUUCCGCCUCUUCUUCGCCCCUCGCGUGCCCCUGCGCGGCACCGCUCCGAGUCUCCGCGCCUGCCGCCUCCGCGGCUGCUUCCUCUGCAGCCGCGAACGCGACUUCGUCUCCCUGCGAGGCGGCCGCCACUCCUGCGGCUGCGCACGCAGCGCCCGCGACUUCUUCCUCUUCUGUCUCUCCGACUGUCGCUUCCUCCCUGAGCCUGCAUGUGCGAGAGGGCGAUUUCGCGUCUUGGACGGCGGACGACGCGUUUGUGAUUUACCUGCUUCCGCACUGCGACGCAGACCUCUACGGCAAGUUGCUGAGCGACGUGUUUCGCCUCUCGCCAUUCUGUGCCCGCUGUCGGGAGCCCGGCUGUGCCUCCUGCGGCCGCUGUCUCCUCCGCUGCGACGGACGCGGCGCCCCACGCCCCGAGGAAAGAGACGCGUGCGGCGGCGGCCGCGAAGGACCGGGCGAGGCCGGAGCACGCGGAGGCAGGAGAAGCGGCGAGACGUGCGAGCGACGCGUAGAUGCGGCGCCAAGCGCAGAGAGCGCGCGUUUCAAAGAUGGCGUCGGCGCUCGGCAGGCGUCACGCGAUGCUCAUGUCGCCGCGUGUGGCGCAAGGCGUCUGCGCGACGAGGAGGCGAGGCUGCGGCGCGCGAAUUGUAUUUUCCGCACGAGUGCCCAGUCUUUUCUCCUCAUUGGAAACGCGUUCAGCUCCUACGACAUGCGGCGCGCUCGCUUCGCACCCUUUGACUUCUCCGCGCACGUCCCUGCUUCUUCCCCCUCCUCACCUUCGUCUCCUCUCUCCCCUUCGGCCGCUCUGUCUGCUUCUUUCUCGCCUUCCUCGGCUUCUUCGGCGUCGCUGGCGCUCGCUGAGGCUGCUUCGCCGCGGUCAGGCCUGCUGGCGCCGAGCCGCGCUGCGCAUCUCUUGUUUUACUUCUCAGAGUUUCUGCGGGAGCGGCCGCUGUCGGGCGACUUCGCGCCCCACCCGCGGGCCUUCAACGACCUGGCGGUCGCGCACGCAGACCUGGGCAGAUUUCCCGCCUCCUGCGCAGGUUUCUGGGCCCACGUGCAGCAGAGACAGCGCGCGGAGGCGGCGACGCAAGGAAAGAACCGGGUGAAGCGCCGCGGCGAGCGCGCGCUUCAAGCCUGA